Cuscuta campestris is the source of this 1059-nucleotide messenger RNA. Lineage: Eukaryota; Viridiplantae; Streptophyta; Magnoliopsida; Solanales; Convolvulaceae. The record is from the annotation of a GenBank genome assembly.
GCCGAACAACAAAACAUUUGGUAAAAUUAUACCAAGCUUCCACAAAAGGAAAAGGAAAAAAUGUGGAGGCUAAUUAUGCUGAUGAUAUCAAUCCAAUUUUGCCUAAAUUUGAUGUGUUCGAUUUCUACAUGGAUGAUGCUGAAAUUGGUGAUGAGAUUUUCAUCCGCAUCACCUCACUGGCCAUUCACGCGAAUAAUCUUUCAUCAGCAUCAUCUCAAAGAGCCUCAGCAAACUUUGUUUACAUAUAUGUGCAUGUGUGUGCUCCUCAGUCCCUUUCCGUAACCAGCGAUUCAAUUUCCGUCUGGAAUCAGAACCCAAUUUCUGGGGUUUCCUAGCCAAAAUGAGUGAAGCCAACACUGAUAUUGAUGUGAUUCAUUCGUGGUCUGCACCAAGGUCUCUCAGUACCAGCCUCAUGUAUUCCUUUGCGCAGAGAGACGAUACUGAAGUUCUUGACGAACCCUUGUAUGCAUAUUUUCUCAAAGUAACCGGAGCAAAGAGGCCAUACAGGGAUGCUGUUCUUUCAAAUAUGGAAUGUGAUGGCAAUAAGGUGGUCAAAGAUAUAAUUUUUGGCCCAGGAGAAAAGAAAUUUCGGUACUGUAAGCACAUGGCUAAGCAACACUUACCAGGUUUGACUGAUGAGUUAAUGAAGAGAGGAAAACAUUUCAUACUCAUCCGGAAUCCCAUUGAGAUCUUGCCAUCCUUUGAUGAGCAUGUUCCCUCAUCCUUUCUUGAGUUAGGGCUAGGAGACCUUGUCUCUUUAUACUCUGAGCUCUCCAGACUGGGAAAGCCUCCACCUGUCAUUGAUGCUGCAGAUCUUCGAACUGAUCCUGAGGUUUAGAGUUUUUUCAUUAAGUCUCGUAUAUCUUCCAUGUAUUUUUCUUUUGCUUAAGCAUUAUGAAAGACUUGAUGGCUGCUUCGUGUCGUGUGUGUUUGUAACAUUCCUUCUUAUUUACUUAUUGAUUCAGUCAACUGAACUAUACACUUUCCAUUUUUGUUCGUCACAAAAUGAACUUCACACUCCUUGGAUUCCUUUUUAGGAAAUGAAUAUGUGGUUCAUAU